AAACCUAUCCAAAGGAAAAGGAAGUUGUCAAAUUACGUUGCCGGUUCAGUAAAGUAUCAAGAAAAAAACGAGAGAUUUUUGAGUCGUUGACGUGUUUUUUUUCGUGAAACGUUUACUUGAUUGCAAAUGAAAUUUAAAGUCGUUCCAAAAGUUGCGAUUUCAAAGUAAUUUGUUCUAGAAAAUAUACCAUAUGGUUUCGAUAUCGUACUAAAAAUGUUGUUUUUUUGGAUGGGAAUGCCUAUGUUUUAUAAAUAUCUGGAUGCCAUGGUAUAAACUGUGAAUCAAUCAUUCAUUUUACUUUCGAUCGACUGACAAUUAAAAAAUUUUGCGAAGCAUUGCUAUUGUCAUGUAUUGAAGAUCAUGUUAUUUCAAUGCAUUAAUAAAUGCAUGUCUUCAAUUUUAGUUGAAAAGUUCAUUUUUAUCUAUUAAAGCGUUGAACAAUAAUUGAUUCAAAGGAAAAUGGAAGACAUAUUAGCUAAAAUUAUGAAAGAUGCAUCGGCUACAAAACAUGCAAAUAUAAAACAAUCAUGUCUUGAGUCACAAGAACUUUUAGCUAAUCAACAUGGUUUAAUGCGAUCACCACCUUUUGAAAUAAGAUGCAAAAUUCUAGAGACACUUCGUUUGGCUCUGGAAUCAAAGCAUGGAAAACUUGUUUCUCAUGCUUUAAAUGGUUUUCAGAGGAUGAUAUGGGAUAAAAGCUUUCAAUCUGUUUUUGAAAAUGAAAAAGAAGAAAAUUGGUUUCCUAUGCAAUUAUUAGUUGCUGUCGAAUCUUUUAACAGUCAGUCAGAUGAUGUACUUCUGGAAAUAUUGAAGAUACUUCUGAAUAUGACUAGUACAUAUGGACAAAGUCUUUCAUCUCGAUCAAUAAUAAUGCUGAUUUCUCUGUGUUAUGAUGCUUAUGUCAAUCAUGCUCAAGGAGUGAAAACUGCUGCUCAAGCAACUAUAAAUCAGACAUUAACUUCAUUUUGUAUCAUGCUACAGGAGACAGAUGCUGGAAUUGAGGAUCAGAGUGAUGAGUCUGAUGAAGAAGGUGGUUUCAAUUUGGUUGAAAGUGUUGUUGAAGAACUUUAUCCUGUUUUGCAUUUCACUUGUGAAAAAUUGAAAGAUAUUAAUCAAAAUCACACCAAAGGUGAUUAUUCUUUACUGCUGCAAUGCAUUUUAUCAAUACUGCAAAAUAUCAAAAUUGAUGUGUUUGAAAGUUCUCAGUUUAUCAAUUUUGUAUGGCAACAACUUUCCCCACUGUUAGUUACUUUAUUGGGUUCUCCUAAAACUGAUAAAAACAUUGUUUCUUCUCAUCAAAACUCUGAAAUGAAUGAAAUUGGAAGAGGAUCAGGAUGUUUAGCUGCAGCUCCUUCUUUACAGGGUGUUAAUGCAAAAACAAUUUACAGCAUUGCUAUUGAAUUAGUUCGUUUGACUGGCAGUGUUGGGUCAUUGCGUCCAGUUUUAGAAUCUCUGUUUCAUCGAAUGCUUUUAUAUCCUCCAGUUCAACACAGGCUUGAAGCAUUAAAAGCUGUUAAAGAGUUGUUUUCAAAGCCUGAAUUACUUCUUCAAUUAGCUGCUCCGCCAUUACAUGCAACCAGUGACAAAGACUGGAUAUCAUUGGAUUUAGAUCUUAUAAAAAUUGCAAUUGAUUCUCUUGGAGAAUGCUGCCAUAGUAGUAACAAUAGUGUAUGCUAUGCCAGUGUCAGUUGUACCUUGGCCCUUCUGAAAAGUUUAGAAGAUAUUAGUUGUGGAAAUAAAAUAAAGGAGGAACUUGUUGCUUGUAUCAAUUCCCAGUUCAGAACUCUUGAAAGUGCUGAUUAUAAGGGAGCAAAAUCUGAGAGAUGGCUGAAAACCAAACUAAGAUCAUUAAUUCUUGCCAAGGAAAAAAAAGACCUUCUGCGAGGUAAAUUAAAGGAAUCAGAAUCACAAAAAAGAGAUAUUGCUGAUGAAUCAACUUUAGAAAAAAUUAGUGAUGAAGUUGCUAUUCCUGAAUCUGAAAACUUAUCUGUUGAAGAAAAUGCUCCAGAACCUGCUAAGGAGAGUAAUUCUGAAAAUAUGGAAGUAGCAAAUUCUGAUAGGGAAACAACCCCAGAAUCUGAUAUGGAUUUACAAGUAGAUUUUGUUUCAAGGGAGAAUCAGUUAGCUACAAAUGAACUAGGUACACCUGAAAUAAUUAUUAGUGAAGAUUAUGAUAUGGAAAAUCAUGAAGCCAUUAUUUCUGAAAUGAAACAUAGUUCAAAUGGUGCUGAAUCUGUUGAAAAAUCGGAUAAUGUCCUGGAUGAUAAUUAUGAAAACUCGAUGCAAUAUGAUAAGGAGGGCAUGCAAGAGAAUACCUCAGACAAAUCUUGUAAACCUGAAACUGUUUUAAAAGAAAAUGGCUAUGAAGGAAGUUCGUCAAAAAAAUUACAUUUGGCAUCAGAAAAUGAUGAUGAUAUUAACAGCAAAUUUGACCUCCAACUGGACAUUCCCAAUAAAGAUUCUUCUACAGAUUCCCACCAGCUACAAGACAUUACAUCUCCUGUAACAGAAAGUGCAGAAGAAGCACUUAAUUAUGUGUCAUCUAGUUCAAGUGACGAUCUGAGUGAUGAUUUUGAUGCAUCUUUUGAUAAUCCCAUGGAAGAUCUUCUUGAUGAGGAUGACAGAUUAAAAAAAAUUCCACGAACUUUAUUAGGUCAUGAAGAUGCCGGCAAGGAAGAAAGAGAAAGAAUAGAAAGAUUAUGCCUUGCUAGAUUGGAAUUUGCUCAACAAGAACGCCAGAAUGCUCGUAAUUUUGUUAAUGUUUUGCAGUCUUUUCUGCCAGAUCUUCUUGCUAUACGCAGUUCCAUUGAAGCCGAUCAAGCGCUCCAAGAAUUUUCAUCCAAAUACUGUGAAGGUUUGUGGCAGUCACAACAAUCUAUUAAAGACAGUUCUGAUGAAAAAGAAUUUUCUUCUCACAUAACAAUAUUAAAUGCUGAUGGCAUCUAUUUGGCAUUGUAUUCUGCACUUUUAUUAAAUCUUAAACUCAUCCGCAAUGACUAUUAUAAGGAGUUCUCUGGUCAAGUACCUUUGACUGAACAACAAUUUAUUGAAGAAGUUCAUGGAAGUGGUGUUCUUGUGUAUCUGUCAGCUACUUGGCUUGCUGAGUUAUAUCAGCAAAUUUUGGCAAUAAAUUUGUUAGAAGAAGCUGGCUAUAAGCCUAAUUCACUUGAAAACUAUGCUCUUAUCAAUUUAUUAUCUGGUUUACUCCUUGGUAUUGAUGAUUGGUGUCAACAUAACAAUCUUUCAGAUGUAGAUGGCUUAGGAAAUUCCUUACCUGGUGCUCAACAAUUAGCAGAUUUUCGUCGACUGGAGAAAGCUGUUAUUAAUAAUCAGAGCUCUCCUAAUAUUGAAGCUGGCAGAAAGUUCAGUCGUAGAAUUUUAACAUGUUGCUGGGAUACAGUUCUGGAAGUUUUAUCAGUUUUACUUAAUGGAACAAAUUCAUGUGGUAUAUCAAGUACUGUUGGAUUUUUACUGGGAACAGAAGGGGCAAAAGAAGAGCAUAGGAAAACAAAAGAUGCUAUUGCAGAAAGUUUGGAUGGAUUACAAAGAGCUGCCAAACUUUGCAAUAAUUUAGGUCUCCAAUCUUGCUGCAGUGCUGUAUUUGCCCAGCUUGCUGGAGCAUCAUGUCCUCUCUCUGAGGAUGCCAUCUUCCCACAAAUACCUGCUAAGUUUGAAAAUCGAAAUUUCAAGAAAUCUCUACUUUCUGGACGUAGCAAGGCUUUACGUUUGCAUGCUUCACAGAUCUUAAGUAUGGAUGUUAUAUUGAGCAAAGGUCUUGAAUUAGGUAGUCACAGUCCAGAUUGUUGGAAAUAUGUUUUUCAAUGCUGCUUGUUUGUUUUGCAACUAGAAAAUAUGUAUUUCAGCGGGCAUGGUAAUACUCAAUCUGUUACUUCUCGCUCUGCUCAUCAUACUCAAAAUCAAUCUACCUAUAGUGAAUCCCACCUGACGUCAUUGGAUUCUGAUAGUUAUGAAUAUUUAUCAAUGCCUGGUUCCACCGUUCCUCCAAAACUUGAAAUCAAAGAAAUUAUAAAAGAAAAUCAUAACUUUGCAAACACGUCUGAUGUAAUUAAGGAUCAUCAACUACUAAAUUCUAUUGAAGUUCUUUCUCAGCAACUAGACAGGUUAUUUGAAGAAGCUGCCAGUAGAUUGAAUCUCCAUGCCUUAAUAACUUUCCUGGUUGAGUUAUGUGCUGCCAGUCAGACACAACUCUUUACACAGAGUUACACUCGAUUUUCAUGUACCAAUAGUCAUGGUACCAACUUGCUUCUUUAUCAUUUGGGUGAUGUCAUGUUGCGAUGUGCUAGAGGAGGAAGACCACUGAUACAUGUCAUGAAGGCAUGGAGUGUUGUUGCUCCACAUUUUGUUGAGGCAGCCUGCCAUAAAGACAGUCUAAUAGCCAAGAAAGGUGUAUCAACAAUUCACGAUAUUGUUAGUGCACUUCUAUCAUCAAAUUCAGAGCUUCCACAUUUUCAUUUUAAUGAAGCACUUUUUAAACCAUUUGAAAAUCUCCUGUGUUUAGAACUAUGCGAUAUAGAUGUUCAAGAACAGAUAGUUAGUUCAAUAUGUGAAUUUGUUGAGGGUUGUACUGCUGAAAUUCAUUCUGGUUGGAGACCUUUAUUUGGAGCAUUACGAACUGUUCAAGUACCAAGUAUAUCUAAUCAUUAUGCUGAAACUGAUAUGGAGCGAGAGCAUUUGCAUCACUUGAGGGUUGUCCUUGAUGUUUUUGAAGCAUUUCUCUCUACAGACAAUGUUUUUGUAUUUGCUUAUGCAGCUGUAGAUUGUCUUCUAUGUCUUCUGAAGCAUGUUAAAGGCCCUACUGAACUUCAAGACAUAUCUGAUAUCUCCUGUGAUUCUGUGGACAAACCAAGAGUGCCUCUAGACAUGUGCUUAGCAGCUUUGAAAUAUCUAGAAAAGUGUUUUGAUAUUUUGUCUACUAUGUACAAGAUACCUACAUGUCCUGUGUUUAACUCUGCUCAUAGGAUUCAAGUGUAUUCUGUUCCUGAUCUUGUUGAUCCUGUCAUACCAGGAAUUCAGAUAGUUUAUUUUGAAGACCCUGAUUCAGUUUCUAGUGACUCUGGAAGAAUGUCUUCUUUAAGAAUUGAAGAUAUUGAAGAGAUAAAAGAUAUAAAUAAUAUUUCAAGAAUCGAUGAUGUUUCUGUUACACUUCAAAGCCUUGAAAAACAUACAGGAAUAAUUCAUGUUUGGUUUUUACUCCUGGAAGGAUUAGCUGGCACUUUAGCUACAUGCCCAAAACAGUAUCAAUCAGCAACCAUGGAAGCACUCUUCAAUAUGCUAAGAAAUCUUAAAGAGGUCCCUGGUCCUGAAUUUGGAAUUUAUUGUGUGAAUCACCUUCUUUUACCUAUGCUUCAGAAUUGGCUAAGAAGAACCACCAAAUUUUAUCAAGUCUGGGAUAAUUUUGCUACAAAUUUUAAACAGUGCUGUGGUUUAGCUACAGAUUUGGUUGUAGAUUACAUUCAAUAUGUUUCAGAUACUUCACCUUCCAAACUGUCCAGAGGGAUUGGUGUCAAUUUGAUGUUAGAACAGUUGUUUUUGGUGCUAACAGAAUGUGUUGCACAGCCUAUGGAAAUCAUAUCCCGCCUUGGAUGUGCAUGUAUAAGACAUACAGUCGUGACAGCUGGAGAAUGCCUGACUGAUGAAAUGUGGGAAAUUGUUUGUUGCAAUUUGAGAAGAGCAUGCCGAGUUAGUUUAUAUAGUGUGAAGCAAUUAAUGGUCUGCUUCCAUAUAGAAUCAGAUAACUUUUAUGGUGAUAUAGGAGAAGUGAAGGUUGCUGCUAGAAGAGAUUGUACUGUACAAGAAUCUGAAAGAUUAAGACAACUUGCUCAUCAAGUUUUUCUUCUUGAUUGUCAGCAAGAAAAUAAUCUUAUCUUGAAAUCUACAUGUAUGGAAGAUGAUGAAAGAUCUUUUACAUUUUUACUUUUUCCUCCAAACCAUGGUCCAGAUGAUCCGGAUACAUCAGUUCUUCGAGUUCCAUUUCGAAGUCUUGUAGUAAGUUUGUUAUCACACCAAAUUCUUCUUCAAACACUGGGCUCCAUACUUCUUCAAGGGACCAAAUAUAUGCUUCCUACUCUUAUGACAUUGUUACCCUCAGAAAAUUCAACAUCUUCAAAUGGAAAUAAGAAGCCAGGAUUUCUUUCAAGAUUAUCAAACAAACAACUAUGCAUAUUAUUUAAAUGCCUUGAGGAAUCUUACAAAACAGCCUGCGAGUUUGAUGUGAGGCCUGGUCUGAAAUUUCUCAUCCAGAAAGUAGCACAAACAAACGUUGCUGCUAAUUUAUAUAAACAGGCUGGUGUUAGUUGGACUAUCCAUAUGGUUACGAUAUUUGAAUUGUGUAUGUCAUCUGCAGAUUUAAGUUUAGAAUUUGUAAAGAAUAAUUUAUUGAAUGAAGGGAAGGAUUCACCAGAAUCACCAAAAAAAAAUCUUGAGGAAAAAUCCGGGAAUGAAUCUACAUCCGCCAACUCAAAUAUUGAUGAAUUUUUAAUGCUCCGAAACAAGUUCAAGGACAUCUGUGAAACAUACACUGAGCAUACCAUUGAUAAACAGGGCCUACCUAAUAUAGUUGACCGAAUGAGCGAUCAGCCUAUUUUCUUUCUAGCAGCUCCAGCUGAUGACAUGAAUGAUUUCUUAUUUCCUUCAAAACAGAAUGAAUCGCAAAAUCAUCAAAACGAGAGCAGCUUAGAAAUGUCAUCAUCACAACCAUGUUAUGAUAGUUCAGAUUCUGAGGAUUUACCUAAUGUGAAAAAUGAAGAUUCAAAAGAUAAAAUAUAUACUUUAGCUACAGAAAACACCAUCAAUUCACUCAUUUCUGAAUACAAGAAGCGUAAAAAUCAGCAUUCGAUGCCUUCUAAACUGACUGAAAGGGUGUCAAAGAAAUUGAGUUCUAGCAGCAAGCAAAAGUCAUCUGAUGAUUUAGUGCCAGAAGAUAUUAUUAAUCAGAGAAGGAAUUCCAUAAUGAAGGAUGGUGAAGCACAGCUACAAGUAUUCAAGCAACUUAUACAGUCUUUUUUGGACUUGCACCAAUCCCUCCCGGAUGACCAUUUUAAAGCAUUUCUACCAGUUUUCUUUCCUGGUGUGCAAUUCUUGGUGGCUUACACAACUGAUGGUGAACUUAGAAUUGCAUUAUCAGAAUGGUUACAAAGAUUAGCUAUGUGCUGUGAUUUUUAUGUAGACCCGAGAACAGUGAAGUAAAAUUUUCUCUUAAGUCAUUUAAGUGUUCAUAAACUGGAUACCUGGAAUUCAUCAUCAAAUUGAAAAAUUGCUUGAUUGAGAGAAAGUUUUUGAAAAUUAAAUAUUCUUGAUGUUUCCUUUAGAUUAUCAUCUAAUAUAGAUUUGUAUGUUACACUAAAUGAUAUUUUAUUAUAAGUACAAAUAUAUAUGAAAAAAAUUAUGUGCAAAUUAUUCUGUAUGUAUUUCGUAGUUAAAUUUGUAUUAUCUUUCAAAAGUGUUAUUUUGA
Argiope bruennichi is the source of this 7471-nucleotide messenger RNA. Its product is annotated as brefeldin A-inhibited guanine nucleotide-exchange protein 3-like. The record is from RefSeq and is a predicted model, not a curated record. Gene Ontology annotation, biological process: regulation of ARF protein signal transduction. Gene Ontology annotation, molecular function: guanyl-nucleotide exchange factor activity. The transcript is spliced from 35 exons. NCBI's taxonomy places the organism in Eukaryota, Metazoa, Arthropoda, Arachnida, Araneae, Araneidae. The coding region runs from base 460 to 7206 and encodes 2248 amino acids.